Molecule: messenger RNA, 1774 nt
Organism: Etheostoma spectabile (orangethroat darter)
Lineage: Eukaryota; Metazoa; Chordata; Actinopteri; Perciformes; Percidae
Product: alpha-methylacyl-CoA racemase
Exons: 6
Coding region: 326-1474 (382 amino acids)
Biological process (GO): bile acid metabolic process
Cellular component (GO): mitochondrion
Molecular function (GO): alpha-methylacyl-CoA racemase activity
Source: RefSeq, a predicted model, not a curated record
UGUCUAUGGAUGUCCGCCGGUUGACCUGUUCAACCUGCAGCCGUUCCAAACCAACUAAACAUUCUGAAGCUGCUUCUUGUCAAUAUUAACCGUAACAUAGCUAUAUGUUUUAUUAAGGUAUACCGUUACCGGUGGUUGUGUAGCACGUGAUCCGCCGUCGGGUAACGUUAUCUCAAACUGUAAUUUCUUAUCUCAAACAGCUUUAAUGGCUAACUUCCCUCUAACUUUAUAUCGACCUAGAGCGCCGCGGCGUGUGUAACGUUACUAGUGUGCCAAUACACAAGCCUUCAGCAGGCGAAGUAUUCUGCCUUCUAGUCCUUUCGUCAUGGCACUGGCUGGAGUGCGAGUUAUUGAGCUGGCAGGCCUGGCUCCAGCACCGUUCUGUGGCAUGAUCCUGGCAGACUUUGGAGCCAAGGUGAUUCGCGUGGACCGGAAUAAAGUCGGCAUGUCUUUGGACACACAAGCACGGGGCAAACGGUCUGUGGCCAUCAAUCUGAAGAUGGCAGAGGGUGUAGCCCUGCUCAGGAAGCUCUGUGUCCAGUCUGAUGUGGUCCUGGAGCCCUACCGUAAAGGUGUGAUGGAGAAGCUGGGCCUCGGGCCACAGGAGAUGUUAAAGGAAAACCCUCGUUUGAUCUACGCUCGGUUGACAGGGUACGGCCAGAGUGGAUCUUACGCCACCGCAGCUGGGCAUGACAUCAACUACCUCGCCAUUUCAGGCCUUUUAUCCCGGCUGGGUCGGAGUGGGGAGAAGCCCUACGCUCCGUUGAAUCUGAUGGCAGACUUUGCAGGUGGGGGUCUUACCUGUGCUCUGGGGAUAGUCCUAGCUCUGCUGGAAAGAACAACUUCUGGGAAAGGACAGAUCAUUGAUGCCAGCAUGGUAGAAGGAGCCGCAUAUGUAGGUUCUUUUGCAUGGAAAUCUCGUCGCAUCGGUAUGUGGGACAGUCCAAGAGGACAAAACAUGUUGGACAGUGGAGCUCCUUUCUACGAUACCUACGAGACUGCAGAUGGAAAGUACAUGGCGGUGGGAGCCAUUGAACCGCAGUUCUACAGACAGCUACUCACAGGCUUGGAGUUGGAUGCUGGAGAGUUGCCUCCUCAGAUGAGCUCGACUGAUUGGCCAGAGCUGAGACGGAUCUUCUCAAAGCGUUUUGCUUCAAAAACGCAGGCGGAUUGGUCAAGGAUUUUUGAUGGGACUGAUGCCUGUGUUACACCUGUGUUGUCCUUUGACGAGGUGAGCUCACACCCACAUAACCAGGAAAGAGCUUCAUUCAUAAAGGACUCCAACGGGGAAGAAAGCCCCCGGCCGGCCCCAGUUCUCUCUCGGACUCCAGCGGUGCCUUGCCUUGCUUCAGACCCUGUUAUUGGUGAACACACAGUUGAGGUCCUAAAUGAGUAUGGGUUUACGUCAGCAGACAUAGACCAAAUGCUUACAGCGGGGGUUGUAGAGUGUAAUGCUGUCAAAUCAAAGUUGUAGAGAUAUAAUUGAUAUCAGUGAUUGAUUCUGAGAAACGAAAAGCACAAUUGAGGGAUUUUUAGUCAAUCGUGCCAUUCAAAUCAUGUAUGCCACAGCUAUAUAAGUUUUAUUUCAACAAGGAAGUCAUAUUGAGAUUAUAACCUUUUUUGCAAGUGAGACCUAGCCAAGACAGGGUCAGAAAGCAGCAUCCAACACUAGGGGUGUCACGAUUUUGAUUUUAAAUUGAAAAUCAAUUGAAAUGAGCUUCCAAUUUCAAAAAUUUAAAUCAAAAGCGGGAUCAACAAUUCUCAUAGUAUUAUU